Messenger RNA from Sinocyclocheilus anshuiensis, 2506 nucleotides. RefSeq names its product myelin protein P0-like. The transcript is spliced from 6 exons. The record is from RefSeq and is a predicted model, not a curated record. Gene Ontology annotation, cellular component: plasma membrane. Bases 129 to 749 code for a protein of 206 amino acids. NCBI's taxonomy places the organism in Eukaryota, Metazoa, Chordata, Actinopteri, Cypriniformes, Cyprinidae. Gene Ontology annotation, biological process: myelination.
ACUGAAUAGUCUCAUCUUGAUGCCCUCUAGUCUCAUUGCCUUCUUCCCUCCAUCUCUUCUCCUUUCUCCAUCCCUCGCUCUCUCGGAACCCCUCACAUACUGACCUGCGGGGAGAUCGGAGGGAGAUCAUGCUGUCUGUACUGGCACUGACGUCCGUGGUGCUCUUGGGCAUAGCCUCUCAGACCACGGCUAUAGUUGUGUACACAAGCUGGGAGAGACAUGCGCUGGUGGGCACAGAUGUCAGACUCUCCUGCUCUUUCUUCUCUUGGAAAUGGACUUCUCCAGACGUAACCUUCUCAUGGCACUACCGUUCAGAUGGGGCAAGAGACAGCAUCGCUAUUUUCCACUACACAGGCGGAGUACCCUAUGUGGAUAACAAAGGCCCGUUCCGGGACCGUCUGGAAUUUGUGGGGAACCCCAGUCGCCGCGAUGGUUCUAUCCUGAUCAAGAACGUCGACAUUGCAGACAACGGAACCUUCACCUGUGAUGCCAAGAACCCACCUGACAUUGCUGGCAGCCCCUCUAACGUUCGACUGCUUGUGUUUGAGAAUGUUCCAGUCCAGGCUGGUGUGAUAACAGGGGCUAUUAUUGGCGUAGUGUUGGGACUGCUGAUCCUCAUUGUGGCAAUUUACUAUCUGAUGCGUUUCCUGGUCGCCAGACGAGUGUUCAGCUUGAGCAUGAGUAAACAUGGCAAGAAAGGCAAAGGAAAAGAAGGAUCACAGCAAAAACAGGCCGGCCCCCUAAAGUAGCCUCCCUCCCCAUCCUUCUUUUACUGAAAGCUAAAUAUAGCACUAGUUUUUUUUUUUAGUCAUGGAAACAAACACACUUCCUCACUGUUAAAAUUUAAUUUCAGUCACAUAAAAUUUGUUCACAUUUCAUCCAACACACACUAACACUCAUGGCGUCAUCUCAUGUAUCCCAUCAAGCAAUUUUAAGUGCUAUCACAAUAGGGUUUUUUUGACAGGAAUUUGAAUCUGACUUAGAGUUGUGGUGUGUUUUUGCUCUGACUGCAGUGACUGAAAUACCCAAAAUGACGUUGAUACUGUUGGCAGAGACAUUCAAACACACACGCUGUGUGAGAGUUACUUGAUACUCUAAGUCAAAUUCUCACGUCUGUCCGCAUAAGCUGUUGUCUGACAAACAGCUGAUUAUUUUAACACUCUCUUGUAACUGGAGAACUAUCUAUGUCUUCCUUCUGUCCAGUGAGGGCCGGCUCCUACAGUUGCACUUUUUCCCCAAACAUCUCCACACAUAUCAUUGGCAAGGCCCAUCGCUCCAACCAGAGUCAUAGUUUUACUUCUCCUCUCUCUAAUCCUCCUCUAACUAUCAUGAAUACUCAUCCACCACCACCUCUUCUCAUCCCCUGUUUCUGCUGGUAAGAAUACCCAAGUGCUCUCUCCUGCCCCCCUGCUGCCCACAGGAGAAAACAUUUUCAUUCGGCCGUACUGUCGCAAAGAUGUCAAUGCAAAAAAUGGAAGUUCUUUUAGCUAGCUCUCUGCUGACUACGAUAGAUGCGUGUUUUUCACGAUUUUUGCAUGUGUGUUUUAAGUCUGACGAUAUGUCUGUAACCUGUCAACGUGUUUGGGGAACAAAACGACAUAAAAACAACAUUCGUCACGUCAUCGUUAGUAAUGACAAGCUGUGCAGCAGCACCCUGGGACUGUUUGUGUGUUGGAAGCAAAUGUAAUAGAGUUUAAUGAUGUUUAAUAAUAUUUCUACACUUUCAUUUGACUGACAUGGCAGAUUUCAUGUGGUUGUUUCUUCAUGACAGUGUUUACCAUCGGGACGUUGGCAUGUUAAGGCUACGGGAAGUGAUGCUAUGAGGGUGGACAGUUUUUUGGAAGUUUUUGAGAGAGAAAUAAAUUAUAAAAUACUGGGAUGAAGACUUGGACUGAACUCAUAUUCAGGUGAAAAGUCAUGCCAAAGUACAAUAAACAUCUCAGUCUCACAGGAUAUGUUUUUCUGUUCAAGUCUUCAUGUCUAUGCAUGUCAGCCCCAAACCAUGCAUGGUCUCUCAGUGGGAAUGCUAGGAAAAGCUAUAGAAUUGCAAGGGCUUGUGGGAAAUAUGUUUGUUAGCCUACAGACAGAUGCUUUUUAUGCAUCUCAGAGUAAAUGUCGAGCAGCCACAUGGUACCUGCCAUUAAACUGUGUUUAAAUAUUGGGGAAUUCCCAUGUUGUAUGUAUUGGGCACCUGUAUUGGUACAGGUCUAGGUAACCGUUCUUUCUUGAAACUCCAUUAAAAAGUCUAAUUAUUUUGUACCUUUAUUUUGGCUUUAACACAGCUAACUUUGGUUUUCUGUAAAAUGUCUUGUAAAAAGAAAAAUCUCAAGUUUAAAUAAUUUCAGAAAAACGUCAAUAAAAAAAUCAGAUCCCUUAUGUGUUUUUGUGUGCACUGAAAGAAUCACCUGAAUAACCAUCAGUGAUGCAGAUGAGUAAAUAACUCUAUAAAGUAUGGUUUAGAUGUAGACUAAAAGAUACAUGUAUUAAUGUAAGAACUGCAUAACUG